AUGUCUGCUCCCAACGAUCAGCGCCGCAGGCAACAGGCAUCAACGCCCGUCGAUCCGCGUAGACGCGUCGCCGAGGCUCCACGCUCGAACCCGACUCCGAGAUCCCAGCCCACUACUUCCGGUAACGGUUCGACUUCGUCGAGCCGCCCGGCGCCCUCUGCACCUCCUGCCGCCCGACCGCCCCCGGCCUCAUACGAUGAUGAUGGUCCCGCUCCCCCGGAAGAACCUAUUGACGACUACGACCGCGCCGAGGAUACGCGCGACGACGAGAUCGCACAGCACUGGGAACAGUGGUACCAGCGCAUUGAAGAGGAGUAUACCUACCCCGUUAUCAUCGACCAAGAGGUCGGCCCCGACAUUUUCCGCCUCCUCGGCAGCGAGCCGCCGCUGUUCAACGUGCAGCGCAAGGCCAGACUCGGCCAGGGAUUCGGCGGCGAGAUGGGCUCCGUGAAGGUCGCCCUCCUUGACGGCGACAGCCUGGACGACGUCAAGGAUGCCUUCCGCGGCAAGAAAGCGACCGUGAUCAUCAAUGGCACCGAGCGGUCGGCCUUUGCCCCAACCAGGAUGCGCAGCUCCGCUGCCGCUGAGUUGGAGAACGCCCCCCCCCCCGUCCAACCGCCCCCACCGCUCAAUUGCCCAUCCGCACCUCAGCUCCGUCCAACUCGGGGAACCAAUCCGCCCCUCGGAGGGAGGAGCGUAAGGAGGAGCGGAGGGAGACACCGCGGGGAGGAGGCCAGGGCAACGCAGGGCGGGGGGGUGGGCGCGGGGGUGGCAACCAGGGGAACUGAGAACGGGGGGGCACUCAUUCCUGCACCUAUAUCCAACCGCUACCAAAGACCCCAAAGCCAAAGUAUAUUCGAGAAAUCCCAUAAUCAAGUCCGUGACGCCAUGAAUCAUCAAGAACCGCUCGAGCCACCACCCCCUUACUCUCGCCUCAGCAGCCCCAGGCCGCCGCCCAUAGACGCACCCCCCGUGUUUGCAUCAGGCCAACCAAACCAGCUUUGGGCUUGGGACUUUUCAAAUUUACCUGACCAGGGCAGCUCCUCUGCCUCGAACCUGUUGGGUGGUAAUGAUACGCUCCCGCUCAAUAAUCCCGACGCUUUUGCCCAUCAAGACAUAUUUGGAGAGCACAACGUCGUCGAACAUGUCGAGGUCGUUGAUUAUCUCAAUAACCCAUUUACGCACCAGCCAGAGCAUGGCAAGGAGAUUGUCGUGGUUAGCCGUUUGAGCCCCAUGUGGCUACAUUGCCACCACAAGGUCUUCCCAGCUUUCUGGAAGUGCAUGACAUGCCCACCCAACGACUGCUUCAGUAGAUGGGAUAUCCACGGAAUGGAGGACCAAGCUCGCAACUACCGCCCGUCCUGCUAUCGAGUUUAUUGCGUAGCCCCGGCCACCCGCCAGAGUGUUCUGGUCAACACGCAAGAGGAGAGCAUCAUGACCCUCGGUGGCCAGAAUCUGAUGGCCAGCCGAGCCGAACAGCCAUUGAUGUGGUGCUGCCACUGCACGGGUUUCAGAAGUCGCGGUGGAGGCCACAACCUGGACUGUGCUCACUGCGCCAACUUCGAGGGGAGCUCAUGCCGGGACUGUGUUGGAUGCAACAAGUUUCUCGAGCCGAUCAAAUUCGGCAACGGCGAUAUGGUCCAGUUUGGCGUCGCGCACCUCCACGCCAGGGAACUGGCAAUUGUGGCAGGAACAGAACCUGCUGACGGCCGGCGUGCUAUGGUGAUGCUGAAGACCGCUUACGGCCUGGAUGACCCCGUCAGGGCCUGGUGGGUGUUUGCCUGCUCAUCUCUAAUCCUUGGCCACUCGCUUUAUAAUCUCGCACUUUCGAAACUCGCUUGUUCGUUAGGUCAUCCUACUGUGGCACCAACGCCGCCGGAACUAACGGGUCACCCCGAUACUAUAGAAUCCAUCCGUCCGUCAAUUGGAGCCCGUCGCUCCGAACAUACCCAAGCUCCUCUUGCCCGCGGCACUGCUCCGACCGAGAUAGUUUCGCCAUCCGGACCGACUGGAAGCUCCCAUUACAACAGCCAUCGACCCGAGGAUGACGACCUCAUAAGUCUCCUGAAUCGGCGCCAUCCACAUCCUGGUCCUCCAGGCCGAGUACCUCUCGACCCUUAG
Messenger RNA from Chaetomium globosum CBS 148.51, 2121 nucleotides. RefSeq lists its product as uncharacterized. The record is from RefSeq and is a predicted model, not a curated record. Lineage: Eukaryota; Fungi; Ascomycota; Sordariomycetes; Sordariales; Chaetomiaceae. Bases 1 to 2121 code for a protein of 706 amino acids. The transcript is spliced from 2 exons.